ACGUUUGGAAGCAGCCGAGAUUUUAUAGGAUGAAGAACAGCUUCGUCUGGAAACAGUCAAGCAGCAGCAAAAACAUGGUUUUAUUAACCAAAAGCCAGCAGUUUUCUGUUUCUAACCACCAGAAGAUCAUAUUUGGAGGCAGUUUGUGUUUUUAAACUAACAGACGAUGAAGUUUGGAGGUAGUUUGUGCAUCCUGAACGUUGGCGGUCGCAGGUUUUCCUUCUCGGCCGAGCUGAUGAAGCGACUCCCUCUGAGCAGACUGAGCCGGCUGCAUCGCUGCGUGUCGGAGAGCGAGUUGCUGGAGCUCUGCGACGACUACGAUCGCGACAGGAACGAGUUUUUCUUUGACCGGCACUCGGAGGCGUUCAGCUUCAUCAUGCUGUACGUGCAGCACGGGAAGCUGCGCUUCGUGCCGCACAUGUGUGAACUGUCCUUCUAUAACGAGAUGCUGUACUGGGGCCUGGAGAGCUCCGACCUGCAGCUGUGCUGCCAGCGCCGGCUGGACGACCGCAUGUCCGACUGCUUCGUCCAUUUCUUCCCCGAGGAGGAGCCGCAGCGCCCCGAGGAGCCCCGGGGCCGCUGGCUGGAGAAGAUGAGGAGGACGUUCGAGGAGCCCACGUCCUCAGUGGCAGCGCAGAUCCUGGCAUCAUUGUCGGUGCUGUUCGUCCUCGUCUCCAUGGUGAUGCUGUGUGCCAGCACCUUACCGGACUGGAAGGCUGCCGAGACCCUGGACCAGCACAGGAUCAUCGAGGCGGUGUGUAUUGGUUGGUUCACUGCUGAGUGUAUCGUCCGUUUCAUUGUGUCUCGGGACAAAUGUGAAUUUGUCCGUCGUCCUUUGAACAUCAUCGACCUGCUGGCCAUCACGCCGUACUACGUCUCCGUUACUGUGACGAUCCUGACGGGGGAGAACUCCCAGCUGCAGCGGGCUGGCGUCACACUGCGCGUGCUGCGCAUCAUGCGGAUCUUCUGGGUGAUCAAGCUGGCGCGUCACUUCCUGGGGCUGCAGACACUCGGCCUGACGCUGCGCCGCUGCUACCGUGAGAUGGUGAUGCUGCUGGUCUUCAUCUGUGUCGCCAUGGCGAUCUUCAGCGCACUGGCCCAGCUGCUUGAGCACGGCCUCGACCUGGAGGCCAGCAACCAGGACUACGCCAGCAUCCCCGCCGCCUGCUGGUGGGUCAUCAUCUCCAUGACGACGGUGGGCUACGGGGACAUGUAUCCGGUGACGGUGGCGGGACGCGUGCUGGGUGGGAUCUGCGUGGUGAGCGGCAUCGUACUGCUGGCGCUGCCCAUCACCUUCAUCUACCACAGCUUCAUCCAGUGCUACCACGAGCUGAAGAUCCGGUCCACCCGCUGCACCCGCCCUCUUUCGCCCGAGUUCAUCAGCUGAUGGUAGCGGCGGCCAGGUGACAGCGUCACCGGCCAGGUGACAGCAGUGAUGGUCGGAUGACCUCUGCACUAACCAGGAGGAUGCAGCGCUGCGGACGCCUUAUAAUCACCUACAAGUACAAAAUGUUUCAUCAGGUCCUUUCAAACCUUUUCACAGCUUUAAUACCUGUUGAAACGCUGCCUCACCUGUUUCUCAGUUUUUCCAUCCAUCCCAUAAUACCAUCAUAGUGAUGCUGUAUUGCAGAGGUCAGCUGAUUUUCACACAGUGAGUUUAGUUUAGUUGUGUAACGUCUCAGCAGAUUCAUCGUAACUCACAGAAACCUUUGUACUGAUUGACAAACAGACACUUUGUGUGCAAAGACUGAAACUCUUUUAUAAAAGAAGGAAACUGAAGCUCUGAUCUGUUGUCUCAGAGCAGAUUGAUCAUCAUUAUUUCCUCUUCACGUCUGUAAUGAUGCGACUGUGAGCUUCAGGAGUUAAUCCGCCAGUCUGUGCUGUAACUGGAUCUGUUGGACGGGCUGGACGCUGUCCACGGUUUCCACGGUGACGGCAGAGUCAGAGACGGGAAGUUGAAGUGGUGGAAACAUUUUGAAUGUCGGGUUCAUCGAGCUGUUGAAGCGUGAAUGUCGAUUAUCUCGCUCUUCUUCUCCUUUGUCACAUCCUGCCAGGACUUUCUGUGUCUGGAUUUCUAGAUUAGUUCCUGUUUUAUUUUGAAAUGUUUUCUCCUUUUGUCUUGUUACCUUUUACUUCCUGUGUUUUCCCGCCUUUUUUGAUUACCUCGUGUUUCACCAGUGAGUCGUCUGCUUAUCUGCUCAGUGUUGCUUGUUCCUGUGUCUCAGUCUUCUGAGUUAUUCAGUAGAUGUUCUGCCUGCCGUCUUC
Messenger RNA from Thunnus maccoyii (southern bluefin tuna), 2265 nucleotides. Its product is annotated as potassium voltage-gated channel subfamily G member 3-like. Lineage: Eukaryota; Metazoa; Chordata; Actinopteri; Scombriformes; Scombridae. Gene Ontology annotation, biological process: potassium ion transmembrane transport; protein homooligomerization. Gene Ontology annotation, cellular component: membrane; voltage-gated potassium channel complex. The record is from RefSeq and is a predicted model, not a curated record. The transcript is spliced from 2 exons. Gene Ontology annotation, molecular function: delayed rectifier potassium channel activity. The coding region runs from base 167 to 1387 and encodes 406 amino acids.